Molecule: messenger RNA, 384 nt
Organism: Peronospora matthiolae
Lineage: Eukaryota; Oomycota; Peronosporomycetes; Peronosporales; Peronosporaceae
Source: the annotation of a GenBank genome assembly
AUGGACUCUGUCGCUGCUAACAUCAUCCACAUUGAUGGCGCUGCGCUGGACGUGGGCAACGUCUCGCGGUUGAACGCGAGUGCGUCUGGUGCUGACACAGAACUGAAGCCGCACGGAUCAGCUGUGAGCCAGACCAAGAGCGACAAGCAGAGUGGUGAGGAGAGAGCUGGAUGUUUGCAGAUACUGAAACGAUUCGGAGGAUCUGCUUUGCGGCUAGCAAAACAAUUCCCUUGGUACGAGCGACUACCCACUGCGGAGGCGAAUGCGGCGCCUCCAGUGUUCGAGGACUGGGUGACGAAGAAUGGAGUAGACAGCCUUUUAUCCCGGAAGUAUUAUGAGAACGAUGAACAUCUCCUAAAACGUGGACUUUAUAAGCAGGGGUGA